AUGCAUUUUAGAUAUCACCACAUUUUUUCAACCGUUUUAAUUUUACUUGUUUGGGUCGCCAUACCCUCCACCUUUUCAUACAAGAUCUCAUCACAACAAUGUUCAUUGUGUAUCAAUGUUGUUGAUCAUUUUGACUCUUCUAUCAAAGAUGAAUCUUUAUUGAUAGAUUCAUGUUCCAUACAUUAUGAUAGAGAAUUGUGUCAAUAUUUUGUUCAAACAUAUCACAACCAGUUCAGCAGCAACUCUAAUAAUUUCUGUUUAUCGAUUGGAAUUUGUCAACAAGACCAUUUAAAUAACAACAACAACAAUAAGAAUCACAAUAAUGACAAUAUAAAUAAUAAUGAAAACAUUGACAAAAACGACAACUUUGAUUGCUCGAUUUGUAAAUAUAUAGUAUCAGGAAUAUCUGGUAUGGUAGCAAGUAAUCAAUCCAUCCCAGUCAUUUUAGAGGUUGCCACACAAUCUUGCCACCGUCUAAGUGACAAGUCAUGGGAACAAACAUGCGAGAAUAUUGUAGAUGAGAAUGGUCCUCAAUUGAUUGGUUAUCUUCGAGACAAACUAAAUCCAGAACAAGCUUGCUACAAAAUUCACAAAUGUUACUCAUCUUCUGGAUCUGGUUCAGCUUCUUCUGGAUCUGGUUCAAGUGGCGCUUCAAACUCACAAGCAUCUGGAGGAUCCGGCUCGAGUGGAACUUCGUCAUCAUCAUCUUCUGCAUCGUCUGCAUCAUCUGGUUCUUGGACAGGAUCAAUAAGUGGCAGUAGUAGUAGUAGCAGUGGUGCCUACAUUUCAAUUAAACAUCACAACUAA
This is a messenger RNA of Cavenderia fasciculata, 807 nucleotides long. RefSeq lists its product as uncharacterized. NCBI's taxonomy places the organism in Eukaryota, Evosea, Eumycetozoa, Acytosteliales, Cavenderiaceae. Bases 1 to 807 code for a protein of 268 amino acids. The transcript has a single exon. The record is from RefSeq and is a predicted model, not a curated record.